UGUGCAUUAGGUUUGUCUGUGUAAGCUGACUAGACGUUUAGAGUCAAUGUCUUUACUGUACGCUUUUACUUUGAGCCUCAUAACGCUGGAAUAACGGUUUCCUGUGUGAUAGUAACCGCACGGAUUGCAACGAAUCACAGGGUGGACCAGAGCUAGAGCUGAUUUGGUCUGGGCUGAAAAACACCACACCUUUUUGUGGGACUAGUUCACCCAUAGGGGUUGCAUCAUAGUCCACUGGAUACUUCCAUUCCGUUACAUGGAAUAGUUCUGGAUCCAAAUCCCAAUUUUGGUUUUUCUUCCUCUUCACGGAUGGCAUGGAUUUGAAAGAAACUUGAUUUUUCUUGACGUGUUUGGAAACUUGUGGGAAAUACGAAGUAACUGUUAAAGUCUGGUGUUGUUCCAAAGAUGGAGCAGCAAGCAGCUGGAGGGGAGGACCCAAACAAACCCUCCAAAAAGAAAACCAGUGAGGACGAGAGUAAAAACAAAAAGUUGAACAUACACAUAAAAACAUUGGCUGAUGACAUGCGUGACAGAAUCACCAGUUUUCGAAAGCAAGGCACGAAGAAGGAGAAGCUUCUCAUCCAGCACCCCACAGACCCCAUCUACACCCUGACUGAGCUGCCUAUGCCCCAGCCGUUCUUCGACGAACGCUCCAUGAACCUGUCAGAGAAAGAGAUUAUCGACUUGUUUGAGAAGAUGAUGGAGGACAUGAAUCUAAAUGAAGAGCGGAAGGCCCCUUUGCGUGGGAAGGACUUAAGUACCAAACGUGAGAUGGUGGUCCAGUACAUUUCUGCCACAGCCAAAUCUAUAACUGGGAGCAAAGUUGCGGGUGGACUGAGGAACAGCAAGCACGAAUGUACACUCUCAUCACAGGAAUACGUGCAUGAAUUGCGCUCUGGUAUCUCCGAAGACAAACUGCUCAACUGCCUGGAGUCCCUCCGUGUGUCCUUGACCAGCAACCCUGUCAGUUGGGUGAAUAACUUUGGACAUGAGGGUCUCGGAUUGCUUUUGGACGUGCUGGAGAAGCUUCUUGACAAGAAACAGCAAGAGAACAUUGACAAGAAGAACCAGCAUAAACUCAUUCAAUGCCUCAAGGCCUUCAUGAACAAUAAGUAUGGGCUGCAAAGGAUCUUGGGGGAUGAACGAAGCCUUCUCCUCCUGGCGAGGGCCAUUGAUCCCAAGCAGACGAAUAUGAUGACUGAGAUCGUCAAGAUUCUGUCAGCCAUCUGUAUCAUUGGAGAGGAGAACAUUCUGGAUAAGAUCCUGGCAGCCAUGACCAUUGCAGCGGAGAGGAAUAAUAAGGAGAGGUUUGCUCCGAUAGUGGAGGGACUGGAGAACCAUGACGCUCAGCAGCUACAGGUAGCAUGCAUGCAGCUGAUCAAUGCCCUCGUUACCUCCCCGGAUGAUUUAGACUUCAGGAUACACUUACGAAAUGAGUUCCUGCGUUGCGGACUCAAGAAGAUCCUACCAGAACUGAAAGAGACUGAGGAGCUCGACAUUCAGCUGAAGGUGUUUAAUGAAAAUAAGGAGGAGGAUUCCAUCGAGCUGUCACACCGACUAGAUGACAUCCGCGUCGAGAUGGAUGAUAUGGGUGAAGUGUACCAUCUCCUGUCCAACAUGGUGAAAGACACAGGCUCAGAACCUUACUUCCUAUCCAUCCUUCAGCACCUGCUGCUCAUCAGGAAUGAUUAUUAUAUCAGGCCUCAAUAUUACAAGGUGAUAGAGGAGUGUGUGUCCCAGAUCGUCCUCCACCGCAGUGGCAUGGACCCUGAUUUCGGCUACAGGGAGAGGCUAGAUGUAGACUUUAGUCACCUCAUCGAGCAAUGUGUGGAUAAAGCUAAAGUGGAAGAGAGCGAUCAGAGAGCGGCUGAAUUCUCAAAAAAGUUUGACGAGGAGUUCAGCGCACGGCAGGAAGCGCAGGCCGAGCUGCAGAAACAAGAGGAGAAAAACAAAGCGCUAGAGGCGCAGAUCAACACUCUACAGGCCCAGUUGACUAGUGAGAGAGACAAGCUAAAAGAGGCAGAGAAAUGCAUCAGCGAAAGAAGCAAGGUUGCGUCUGGAUCUGGAGCUGCUGGUGCCAUUCCUCCAUCACCCCCACCACCAGGUGCACCACCACCUCCUCCGCCCCCUCCACCACCCCCAUUUGCAAAUGGAGGUAUACCACCUCCUACUCCCCAACCAGCAUGUGUGGGACCUCCACCACCGCCACCUCCACCCGGGUGUGGUCCUCCACCUCCACCCCCACCUCCUGGUGGAGGGCCUCCCCCACCUCCGGGUAUGGCUCCUCCCCCAACUGUUGUCCAGCUGCCUUACGGGCUGGUGCCCAAGAAGAUCUACAAACCUGAGACUGUCAUGAAGCGGGUGAAUUGGUCGAAGAUAGUGCCUCAGGAGAUGGCGGAAAAUUGCUUUUGGCUCAAAGUCAAAGAGGAGCGCUUUGAGAACACAGACAUGUUCGGCCAACUUUCACUCUCCUUCUCUUCCAAAUCCAGAGUGAAAAAGGAAGUGGAUGAAACAGAUGACAGGAUGACACAAUUCAAGAAAAAAGCGAAAGAGCUACGAAUUCUGGAUGCCAAGACAGCCCAGAAUCUGUCAAUUUUCCUCGGAUCAUUCCGGCUGCCUUAUGAAGAGAUACGGAAUAUCGUGCUGGAGGUGGAUGAGGAGAGGCUAAGUGAAGCGCUAAUCCAGAACCUGAUCAAGAACCUUCCUGAGCAAAAGGAACUGAGCAAUCUUGCUGAGCUGAAGAAUGAAUACGAGGAGCUUUGUGAGUCAGAGCAAUUUGGCAUUGUGAUGAGCUCAGUGAAGAUGCUGCGUCCUCGAUUGAAUGGGAUCCUGUUCAAACUGACAUUUGAGGAGCAGGUGAACAACAUCCGGCCAGACAUCAUGAACGUGACAUUCGCCUGCGAGGAGGUAAAAAAGAGUGAGGGUUUCUGCAUGCUGCUGGAACUGGUGCUGCUGAUCGGGAAUUACAUGAAUGCCGGCUCCCGAAAUGCUCAGACGUUCGGUUUUAACGUCAGCUUCCUCUGCAAGCUUCGUGACACAAAGUCAACAGACCAGAAUAUGACUCUUUUGCACUUCCUGGCUGAGAAGUGUGAAGAAAAGUAUCCUGAGAUCCUCAAGUUUCCUGAUGAGCUCCAGCAUGUGGAGAGUGCAAGUAAAGUGACUGCCCAGAUCCUGAAAGCCAGCCUGGACACUAUGGAACGCCAUAUCCAGAGGCUGGAGAAUGACAUCCAGAAUUUCCCCAAGACCGAUGACAAGCAAGAUAAGUUUGUGGAUAAAAUGUCUGGUUUCUCUAAGCAUUCGCGAGAGCAGUAUGAGAAGCUCUCCACAAUGCACAAGAACAUGCAGAAACUCUACGAGAGCCUGGGAAGCUACUUUGCCUUCGACCCGCACACCGUCAGCAUCGAGGACUUCUUCGGAGACCUGGCUAACUUCCGCAGCCUCUUCAUGGAUGCUGUUCGGGAAAACCACAAGAAGAGGGAGAUGGAGGAGAAGAUCAAGAGAGCCAAGCUAGCUAAGGAGAAGGCUGAGCGAGAGAAGCAAGAGAGACAGCAGAAGAAGAAACAGCUGAUUGACAUGAACAAAGAAGGUGAUGAGACAGGCGUGAUGGACAGUCUGAUGGAGGCCCUGCAGUCUGGAGCAGCCUUCCGUGACCGCAGGAAACGAACCCCACGCAACGGUGAUCAAAGCCCUUCCUGUUCUGCACCUCGGUGGCCGGGUGCUAACCAUGACAACCGUCGCACUGGUUUGGAAAGAUCCCGUUCGCGCCACAAUGCAAACCCUAUGGUCCGAUGAUCGCUUGCCGGCUAAGGACGUUUGCCAAGUGCCAAAGACCCAAGAGUGGGGACACUGAGGAGGGCUGAACAGGGAUUGAGAGAAUCUGUAAUAGCCCCUCCUGGCAUUUCUUGCACACCCAUCAUUCACAUACCUACACAUCAGCAUGCAUACAGAACGCAGAACAAACCUCUUUGAAAAGACAUGAUCACCUGUUCCAGACCUGUUACUUCAUCAGAUAACCAUGACCCUUUCUCCUCUCUGCCUUAAAUACCUGUACAAUUUGAUCUUACUUCAUGUUGUGCUUCUUUUCAUAGGGACUGUUAGAUUUAGGAGUGUUUGAGAUUUGUCUUUGUUUGUUAUUUCCCUGACUGCACCGGUUCUCUUUAUGUCUCAAUGCAUCUCCCGACGCUAACUCCCCUGAUCUGGCUCACAUCCAUCCCUCUAUCUGUAAACAAUCAAAUGAUUGGCUGCAGUUUGAGCUCUCACGAUUAAAAUGUUCAAGCGCAUACACACUCUUCUUGUUGACAGAGGGUCAAAAGCACCAGAGAGGACUGCGUGGUUCUGUAUGCAUAUCAGUGAAUGGACUUUAUUCACUGCAUUGAUUGAACAAAAACCUUGGCUUGAUUGAUUCCGCCACCCCUUCUGCUAUUUAUUCUACAUGACAGAUAAUGUUUAGAUUUUCAGUAAUUCCUUCACAUUUCACCAUCAGCCCUGCUCUGCAACAUACAAUCUCUGAUCACUGCCACUCAUCAUAUAUUACAGAAUAUAUACAUGGAGCAACAUGAAAAAAGCUGCUGAUUUUAGCAUCAGUGCUUCGGUGUGUAGACAUCUGUGCUGUGUAGAAGCUGCCAUAAGGUACCUGUGGUGGUUGAAAGAUAUUGCUUUGUAACAACAGUAAACACUUCAAACAAAUGUAGACAUUUUGAAUGCAAAGUCAAAGGUUUUAUUAAGCGAAUCUGCUGGUUAUGUGAAGCAAACAGGAAUCAAAGAGAUGCCAUUGAUUUUCUUUUUUCAAACAUUUCACAGGAUUUCUUUUGAUUCCUUUCGAAGUCACUGUGCUUAUAGCAUUUAGUGUUCUUGUAAAGAGUAUUUUAGUGAACUGUAGCUUAGUGUUUUGUCAAGAUCCACUGGUCAUCUUUAAGAGCUCUCAGAUGUGCAACCUCUUCAUCCCCUCCACGUUUUACCACGCCAUCUCAGCCCUGUCUCAGAUUUGAAAAGCGCAAAGCAGUUGUCCAAAACAUUAUCAAGGAUCAGAUUUACUCUACUAGACAUCUUUAGCACCUCCUUUGUACUCAAAGCUCAUUUUAGUGUGAAUCUUUCAUCUUUUGUGAAAUAUGUACUGUAUGUAAUCAGAAUUUUCCAGAUAAUGCCUAAAGUCUUGCAUAAGUACAUAUUAACCGGAUUCCAGUGAAGAGGCCUCAGAUGUAGAAUAGUGAUGUAGAAGCAGUGUUGACAACAUUGUGGCUGUCGUCAUGUGAAAACCAUUAGCAAAAACACUCUGCCACCUCCCCAAACACUUGCUUGUGGCAGCAGUAGUCAUUUGCCAUGUUUUUGCCCCCCAUUUCCAUAACACUGCAGGCAAACUAUAUGCAAAACAGUGUAUUCUCUCUUUUGGAUGACUGGAGCAAUGCUGCCUAACAUACUGGUACAUGUCUCACUGAAGUUCCAGCGAAGGCAAUGUGAGUUUGCACACCCAAUGCUUUCCUGGCCCCAAUGUCCCACCAGAAUCUAUUUUUUGCCCAUGCCCAUGCCCAUGCUUUUAAACAAACCCUGUUACUCCAGCCUUCUUUUCAUACUGUGAUUGUCAUGCACUCUCAAGAGAGAGGAAAGGUUGAAAUGCAAUGUUUCGCAAUCCAUUGAUUUUCUUUUCUAAUUAAAACUGCCCUUUGAAUGGUUUCCAGAGCCACACAAAAGAAGCUGUGCUGCUCACACGGCUCGCACUACCGGCUAUUUAAAACUCAUGUUAAUGGUAAUUACAGCAUUUACACACUGUCAGUACAGAAGGAUUCAACAUGCAGUUUACCAGUCUGAUCUGACUCAGAGACCUAUAACAUUCAUUAAUCUGACAGACAGCAUCACUGGCAAACAAAAAUAUGUAACAUUUGUAAUAAUUUUAAAAUUUUAUUUUGCCGAAAUUGGUUUUGAUAUAUGUGCCAAAAUUUGACAAUGAAAAAAGUAACUAGACUGAAAUUGUAUACAUUAUUAAUAUUGUUAUGAAUGAAAAGGAGAGUAAGAGGGAAUAACUGAUCAGUUGAAACUGAUUAGUUAAAAUCACACUAAUAUGAAGCUUCUGUUUGGUAAAAGUAAAGUGAUGAAUUGAUCAUACAGUACAUGACCAAUGGAUGGAUACCUAGCAGCAAUUCAACCCUUCAUAAACACUGACGAGAGGCCGAGCUCUUUCCAGAGAGAACUACAGCCCAUUGAUAGGAUAUAGAUUAUUCAUCAUUUUACAAUGCUAAUGUCAAAUGUCUUCGAAAUGUUCUUUAAAAUGGUGUGUAAUUUAUAGAUAGUUUUUUCUCUUUGUCCUAAAAAAACACUUUUAUUUUAUGCCAUGCAGUGAUAGACCCCUCCAUUUGUGAUCUUGGUGUUAAACUUGUGUAUUACUAAAGGCUAAUAUAUGUGUCAUGUAUUUGAUGAGAAUAUUUUAGAGAAUAUAUCAUAAUGCAGGUUAGAGUCUGCAUAUGACUGACUGUGUAACGUGUUAAAGUCAGAUCCAAUUCUUAAAUGGAUACAAGACAGAGGUCAGAAGGAGGCAAGAAAAUAUGAAGUUACUAGUGCCAUUUAUCUACAUUUCCUCAAUGUACUCAGUUCCGAUUAUAUGAUGGUGCACUUUAACUUGUUAAAUAUAGACCUGGAGCAAUCUUUUAAUUUGUGAUAUUCCUUAGCAUAUCAUUGCCAAAAUAGACCUAUUGCAUGUGUGGUAACUGUUCUUGACAAGUGAUUCAAUCUCCAUUCUAUUCAAAUUCUCCCCCAGUCUCUCUCAUUCCUUCUCACUGUAAUUGGCACUUGGAACUAGAUCAAAAUUAAAUGGGUAAGAACAAUUACAGUACAACUGUCUCAGGACAUUGUUUUAUUUUUUAGGUAAUGUAAGAUUCCAUAGCCCUGCCUUCUUUUUACCAUUGUGUUUUAUUGUCUUCUAAGCAAUUUAUAUUUGUAAUAUCUUUGUUUAUUUUUAUCUGUGACUUAAAAAAGUGAAAAUGGUUAUGCACACUGUACCUGAGUAUGUAACAAAAUAUCAUACUAAAAAAUA
This is a messenger RNA of Xyrauchen texanus (razorback sucker), 7024 nucleotides long. RefSeq names its product diaphanous-related formin 2 (gene diaph2). Bases 406 to 3792 code for a protein of 1128 amino acids. Gene Ontology annotation, molecular function: small GTPase binding; microtubule binding; actin binding. Gene Ontology annotation, cellular component: actin filament; cytoplasm. Lineage: Eukaryota; Metazoa; Chordata; Actinopteri; Cypriniformes; Catostomidae. The transcript has 31 exons. The record is from RefSeq and is a predicted model, not a curated record. Gene Ontology annotation, biological process: actin cytoskeleton organization; actin filament polymerization.